Messenger RNA from Pollicipes pollicipes, 3700 nucleotides. Its product is annotated as chitin synthase chs-2. Gene Ontology annotation, cellular component: cell periphery; cell septum. Gene Ontology annotation, molecular function: chitin synthase activity. The record is from RefSeq and is a predicted model, not a curated record. NCBI's taxonomy places the organism in Eukaryota, Metazoa, Arthropoda, Thecostraca, Pollicipedomorpha, Pollicipedidae. Gene Ontology annotation, biological process: chitin biosynthetic process.
AGGGCGGCCUCAAGCUUGGCCCGCGGCGAGAGGGGACGACCUGUCUCAGCCGCCGGCCUCAGGUCAAGGUCAGCGGCAGCGACCGGCCAGAGGUCAAAGUCAGCGCUCGGCCUGGCCAUGAACGGCGUUGCGGCCUCCGGCGACUACGGCAUGGAUGACGACUACCAUGAUGCCGACGAUACCAUUCCACUGCACCAGGAGGACAUCUAUGGCGGCAGCCGGCGCAGCGUGAUGCCCGAGCUGAAGAAGUGGGACGUGUUCCGCGUCAUCCCGCCCGACAACGACUCCGGCUCGGCCGCCGACCAGCGCUGCCUCGACAUCACCAUCAAGAUCGUCAAGGUCAUCGUCUACAUCAUCACCUUCGGCAUCGUGCUGGCGUCCGGCGUCAUCGCCAAGGGCACCACGCUCUUCAUGACUUCGCAGCUCAAACAGCACAAGUCGCUGGAGUACUGCAACAAACGGAUAGGUCUGGACAAGACGUGGCGGGUGGAGCUGCCCGACGUCGAGAAGGUGGCCUGGGUAUGGUGCCUCUUCUUCUGCUUCAUCACCCCCGAGGCCGGCACCUGGAUACGGUCCACCCGGAUGUGCAUCUUCAAGUCGAUCCGGCGUCCCGAGUUCAGCCACUUCCUGGUCGUCGUGCUGUUCGAGACGCUGCAUACGAUCGGUCUGGCGCUGCUCGUCUUCUUCGUGCUGCCGGACCUCGAUGCCGUCAAGGGCGUCAUGCUCACCAACUGCGUCUGCAUCGUGCCUGGGGUGCUCGGCAUGCUGUCGCGCACCAACCGGGAGUCGAGGCGAUUCCUGAAGACGGUUUGCGACAUCGCAGCCAUCCUGGGUCAGGCCACCGGCUUCAUUGUCUGGCCCAUCAUUGAGUACCAGAAGGGCAACACCAAGGCGUGCUGGGCCAUUCCGCUGGCCGUCGUGCUGACAUCUCUCGGUUGGUGGGAGAACUACGUGGAUCGGAAGUCAAAAAUCGGUAUUGUUCAGUACCUGGGAACAAUCAAGGAGAAAAUGAAGAAGACGCGCUAUUGGGUAUACUUGUUCGCAUCACUUUGGAAGAUACUAAUAUUCUUCGCGUGCAUGCUGUUCUUCAUGUUCCUCCGUCUGGACAACGUAGGAGAUUUAUUUACCAAGUUUACAGAUAGCUUCAACCAACACAAGAUAUUUGUCAACGAGACUUCUCGCGCCCUGCUCGGCACGGCUACGGACACUGCCGACUUCGCCAAGCUUUUCACGGAUACCAAGACCAUCUUCUCGGAUGGCAACACCGCCAUCUACGUGUGCUUGAUACAGAUAUUUGCAGCCUACUCCGCAUACAUAUUUGGCAAGUUUGCGUGCAAGAUCUGCAUCCAGGGCUUCAGCUUCGCGUUCCCGGUGAACCUGACGAUCCCGGUGACUCUGUCGCUGCUGCUGAUGGGCUGCGGCCUUCGCUCCGGUGACGCCUGCUUCCUGCGCGACACCAUCCCCGGCUACCUCUUCUUCGAGUGUCCGCGCGGCGACUACAUCAAGGACUUCAUUGCUGGCGAGCACGUCUGGAUCUGGGUGCUGUGGCUGUUCUCCCAAACGUGGAUCACGCUGCACAUCUGGACGCCGCACUGUGAGCGGUUGGCCACCACCGAGAAGCUGUUCGUCACGCCCAUGUACAACUCGCUGCUGAUCGACCAGUCGCUGGGCAUGAACCGGCGCCAGGACGACGCGCCUGAGCGCCUGGAGUCGGACUCGCGCGCGGCCGACCCGGACGACCCGGACGGCACGCAGCACUACGAGACCAUCAGCAUCCACACCGACUCGUCGCAGACGGCCAACGUGCGCGCCACCGACCACAUUACGCGCAUCAUCGCCUGCGCCACCAUGUGGCACGAGACGCGCGACGAGAUGAUGGACAUGCUCAAGUCGGUGCUGCGCAUGGACGAGGAUCAGUCGGCCAUGAAGGUGGCGCAGGAGUACCUCAAGGUGCGCGACAAGGACUACUACGAGUUCGAGACGCACAUCUUCUUCGACGACGCCUUCGAGAUGUCGGACGAGGACGAGGACGAGCAGGUGGCCAACCGAUUCGUCCGCAUGCUGGUGGAGUGUAUCGACGAGGCGGCGUCGCACGUGCACCAGAUCCCGAUCCGGCUGCGGCCGCCCACCAAGAUUCCGACGCCGUACGGCGGUCGGCUCACCUGGACGCUGCCCGGCAAGACGAAGCUGAUCGCGCACCUGAAGAACAAGAUGCUGAUCCGGCACCGCAAGCGCUGGAGCCAGGUGAUGUACAUGUACUACCUGCUCGGCUACCGGCUGAUGGAGCUGGACAUCUCGGUGGAGCGCAAGGAGAUCAUGGCCGACAACACCUACCUGCUGACGCUGGACGGCGACAUCGACUUCCAGCCGUCCGCCGUCAAGCUGCUGGUCGAUCUGAUGAAGAAGAACCGCAACCUGGGCGCCGCGUGUGGCCGCAUCCACCCGGUGGGCUCGGGCCCGAUGGUGUGGUACCAGCUGUUCGAGUACGCCAUCGGCCAUUGGCUGCAGAAGGCCACCGAGCACAUGAUCGGCUGCGUGCUCUGCAGUCCCGGCUGCUUCUCGCUUUUCCGCGCCAAGGGCCUGAUGGACGACAACGUGAUGAAGAAGUACACGCUGACGUCGCACCAGGCACGGCACUACGUGCAGUACGAUCAGGGCGAAGACCGCUGGCUGUGCACCCUCCUACUGCAGAGAGGCUACCGGGUGGACUAUUCGGCCGCCUCCGACGCCUACACCCACUGUCCGGAGGGCUUCAGCGAGUUCUACAACCAGCGCCGCCGCUGGGUGCCCUCCACGAUCGCCAACAUCAUGGACCUGCUCAUGGACUACAGAAACACCAUCAAGAUCAACGACAACAUCUCCAUGCCGUACAUCAUGUACCAGUCAUUCCUGAUGGCAGGCACCAUUCUGGGGCCGGGAACAAUCUUCCUCAUGUUGGUGGGAGCGUUCGUGGCAGCCUUCCGCAUCGACAACUGGACAUCGUUCCAGUACAACAUUUACCCCAUUUUGGUGUUCAUGCUGGUCUGCUUCACCAUGAAGUCCAACAUCCAGCUGCUGGUGGCCCAGAUCCUGUCUGCGGCGUAUGCCCUUAUCAUGAUGGCUGUGAUAGUGGGCACGACGCUCCAGCUGUACGAGGACGGGCCUGGAUCGCCUUCCUUCAUCUUCCUCAUCGCCACUAUCCUGUCCAUGGUCAUAGCGGCCGUCCUCCAUCCGCAGGAGUUCAAGUGCAUUUUCCCUGGCUUCAUCUACCUGCUCUCCAUCCCGUCCAUGUACCUGCUGCUGAUCCUGUACUCCCUAACUAACCUAAACAACGUCACAUGGGGUACUCGUGAGGUCCUCGCCAAGAAGACCAAGAAGGAGCUGGAGGAGGAAAGAAAGGCUUUGGAGGAGGCCAAGAAGCGCCCGGACGGCAUCCUCGGCUACCUCUACAGCACGAAAUCAGCAGACCAGGACGGGUCGAUCGAGUUCAACUUUGCCAACCUGUUCCGCAUCAUGUGCUGUACCUACCCGAAGCAGAUUGAUGAGCGCGAGCAGCUGAAACGCAUCGCUGACUCGCUGGACGCGCUCAACCGGCGCAUGGACCUGGUGGAGGGGGGCCACCACCAUGGGCGACGAUGCAGCUUCAGCCGCAGCUCGAAUCAUGGAGGCCUCAUCAGCACCGUCAAGGAGGACCGCUCUGCCUGCUCCGACACAGGCGACA